UCACGUUCUCUGCGAGAGAAUUUGGUCUAAAUUCCGGUUGCCGUGGGCAACCGGGUUUUGGGUGGUGACUCGUUAAUGAAUCCGCUUGGCCAUCCUGGCCGGCUCCUUUUAUUUUCGGCGAAGAAUCGGCAAACAGCGGCGGCAAAUCAAUGUGCCUAGGAUCAGUCGCCACUGGCCGCGGUUUGUGCUCGUGCGCGCGAGCCAACUGCCCUCCUACCCGAUGGAAGUAGUAGCAACAGUCUUGCUGGUGGCGACAGUGCUGCUUCAUCGGAUGACAGUGAGCCCAUCCUAGCUACGGAAUGCGCAUCGGCGGAUCACUGUAGCGUUUCCUCUACGAGUCAACUAUUUCGUGCAAGUUUCCUCGAGCAGCAUUGUCGUUUAUCCAUUUUUUGUCGUGGGCGGCGUUUUAUGAUUUUUGAGAGUGCCGGCGAAAGAAGAGUUCAAGGUUGGAGGGCACCCCAGUGCUGGUGCUACAGCCGUCACUUGGAAGACGACGACCAUGGCGAGCAGCGACGUGAUCGAGGUGUUGAUCGAGACGCUGCACGGCACCGCCUUCGAGCUGCUCGUCUCGCCUGCGGACACCGUGGUUUCGAUCAAGUCCAGGAUAUCGAGGCUCGAAGGUAUCCCAGUGUCCCAGCAACACCUGAUUUGGCAGAGCCAAGAGCUGCCCGAUGAUUCCUCCCUGCACGAGUGCAACAUCACUGAUGGAGCCACCAUCCGGCUGGUGCUGGGUAUGCGAGGAGGGCCCAUCAACACCCGCAAAGACCGUGUCCUUUUUGUGGGGCGUUUCAUUACACCCUACCUGGAGGAGCGGCCAUCCCUGCAUGAUGUGGCCAAAUAUCUGGACACCAGAGGGGAGGAAGUGAGCCUGAACGUCCCUCGUCUGCGAGCGGUGCGCCUGGUGGUGAUGCGGGACGGGGACAAGGUGCAUUUGUACACUGUACUGGACAGCGUUCCUAGGCCUCCUUCGGGGCUGCUCAGGUGCAGUGAGGACAACACCCCCCGAGAGCUGAGUGAUGAGGACAGUGCCUCCGAGAGAAGCCGGCAUCGAGAGAACCAGGUCACCCGCCAGAAGCUGGAGGAGCUGCAGAAAAAGAUGCGCAACUUGCGGCUGCGAAAGGAGGGUCAGCCUACAUUCAUUGGCCAAACUGCACCGAAAUUCACCAAGGCUCCAUCGAAGGCACUCUUGCCACCUCUUAAGCCACUGAAGCCUCAACCUGCAGCAAGGCUGGAUGACGACAACGCUGCUUCUGCUGCUGAUACAGGACCUCCUACAGUUGUGCCACGGAACUCGCUGCCAUCAUCUAAUGUGCCAGUUUUUGGAAAGAAAAAAGCUCUCUGCAUGCAUGGUGCAGCUGAGAAGGCUCUGGGCAGUGGCACGGUGCUUCCCCAGCUGCCAACCACGUCUUGCGGCAGCCGUAUUACUCCACGCCACUGGCGCUCCCCAUUGUCCAUUCAAGGCAGCAGUCACGCAUCCCAUAAUCUGCCAUCGCCUCUUGCCAGAGCCGAGGCAACUGGAGCAGUGCCCAAACGCACUGAGCGGACCACUGGAGCCGUUCACACUCGGGCCGGUGCUGGCUUUCAGGGACGCUGCCGCAAAGUUCUGUUGCUGGCCACUCUUGGGCCAGUGGGUUCAUCAUCAUCCCGUUGUGCUUCACUGCCUGAAGAAGGCGGCACUGCCUGCACUGCCGAGCCUACACGCUACUAUAAGGUUCUGCCCCCUGUGGGUCGUCAAGAGCAGGCUUGCCUGCCCUGCCUGCCUCCUGACUGUGAACGACAGCCUGGUCAAGACCUGGCUGCUGCUGUGGCGUCAAUGCUUGAGCCACUCGAGCUUGACUGGGCUGACUGUGACAGGCCCCGGACCGCUCCGGCACGUUUCGUGCGCGUGUCGGUGAUCCAUCGCACCAAGACAAGCCGUCCCAUCGUGUCUUCUCCAUGCACUCCUGACAAAGGCCAUGCCUGCAAAGUAAAGGCUCCAUCGACAGGUGGAAUAGCCGAGGUGGCUGAAACAUCCGCCCUGCCUAGCUCUGUGCCCGUCAAGCCCCUGCCAUUGGCCUCUGGCCCGCUAACUCCACUGCCAGCUAGCCCCAAGCCAUUGCGUCCACUCUCGCCAGCAACACCUCUGGAGAUGCCUCCAGCUGAUUCGGAUGCCUGCCGCCAAGAACUCUUCGAUGCACUGAAGCCUCCUCCUCCAUCAGCUGGAAGUGCUGAAGGCAUUCGCUGGGCCCUGGGCAACGCCGCACACCGUGCUGCUAUGUUGACACCAUCUCGAACGCGUGUGGCCCCGCUGCUGAAGCGUGUUGUUCAGCAUGAGCUGUGGAACCUAGAACAGGAGCUGAACACCAGUCGGUCGCGCUGGGCACGUCUCGCCGCUGAUAACGAUGGGGACAACCGUAAGACGCCGCCACCGAAUAACAACGUGCCCACAUCUAAUGGCCCUCCAAGUGGGAGCACCGAGAGGUCUACGGGAUCUUCAGCAGAAGCCUCUGGCUCUACUGUCACUGGCGCCAGUGUGGCUACACUGCCUGCUGAAUCAAGUGCUUCAGCAGUCAGUGCUUCAGCAGGCUCAAUGUCGGCAGACACAGCUAGCAUCACUGCUUCUACCAGUGGCAGCAAUGUUGCGCUGUCCGUGGAUGUGGGCACUGGGUCCUCUGCUGAGCUGACUGUUGGGAAUGGAGCUGAACUGAUGCCAGUCCCGGUGGAUGAUGACUCAAGCAGCACUUCAGAGUCCAAGACUGACGACAUGCCAGUGGAUCCGCUGCACCCGUCCCCUGGAAAGGCCAAGAAGAAGGGAAAGCGAUGCUCUUGGUGCAACAAAAAAACUGGACUGGCAUCCACCUAUGUCUGCAGAUGUGGAAGCACUUUCUGUGCUGCUCACCGUUAUGCUGAGGCACAUGGAUGCUCUCACGACUACAAGGCAGAGGGGCGUUACAUUCUGCAGCGUAACAACCCUGUGGUCAAGGCAGCCAAGUUGCCCAAGAUCUAGUUCCCUUAAUGGGCAGCAAAUGGACAUCCACAACAAUGCCUGCUCCGAAGAAUCAGCGGGGCUGUGUGCAAACCUUUUCUUCCCGAGCCAUGCAAGUUUUUUUUUUUUUUUUUCAUCAGCACAGACAUGCCACUACUUUUGAUUCUUUAUGCAAGCCCAUGGUUUCCUGGCUGGAAGACUGAUUUGCUAGCAGAAGAGCUGUUAGUGCACAAGUCGCCACCAGACAGCUGCACACUUGCAGUUUACUUGUCAGCAUAAGGCUUCUUUGCCUCAAAAUAAGUAUUGACUGGUGGACCGGUGAUGCACCUCAACCCUUAGGACUUAGUGGGCAAUCGUGACCAUGCAACUUUUCCUUCUUCUCAUUUUCCUUUUCUUUGUGUGGCUUUGAAUUCUCAAAGCAGUCCUUGCAGUGGCUGAAGGCACUUAUGGGGGCACCAUGUUGGUGCAUUGUAUUGUAUUCUUGCUCUUUAGCUUUUUUUUUUCUUUCAACCGAUUCGGACUGGGAAUUCUUCUGGAUGCCAAGGCAGGCUGCUUCUCUUUCCAUCUGGUCUGAUAUCUCCAACAUUUUUUUUACUAGGACUGAUGUUUUUUGAAAUUCUAUCUGAAUAAAUUGUAGUUUGUCUGGAACAUGAA
This is a messenger RNA of Rhipicephalus sanguineus (brown dog tick), 3619 nucleotides long. Its product is annotated as AN1-type zinc finger protein 4. The coding region runs from base 500 to 2986 and encodes 828 amino acids. NCBI's taxonomy places the organism in Eukaryota, Metazoa, Arthropoda, Arachnida, Ixodida, Ixodidae. Gene Ontology annotation, molecular function: zinc ion binding; protein binding. The transcript has 18 exons. The record is from RefSeq and is a predicted model, not a curated record.